AUGGAUCCUAUACUAUUGAUGAACCCGAGCAGCACAAUUGCCUAUGAUCAGGUGUCGGACAUAGAUGCGAAUGCGAACUGCACAGAGAUACAUCAAGUUCUGUCACCGACGCAUAUAACCGAAAUUCCAGUUGAAAUUCUCAGCGUUAUCAUGGAGUUCACCAUACCACCGACUCAGUAUUUCCUAGAUUCCACUGUCAUUGCUCGUGGCAAUCGUUCCUCGCGGUCUUUUUCGCUGCAGACCCUUAGGAACAUUGUGCUAGUAUCCAGGUACUGGUAUAAUGUCGUCAUCAACUUCCUCUAUCGCCAUGUUGUCAUUCUACAGAGCAAGCAACUCUUCGCGCUUGCAUAUGCUGUUUCGAACAACCGCAGCCUUAGCGAGCUAAUACUAUCUCUGCACCUGCAGUGUUAUGUUUCAGUGUCGCAGGCGGUUACAAUCUCAAUGACUCUGGACGACAUCUUAGCGGUGACUCCAAAUCUUACUAAAGUUACCAUUGCGCCCAUCUUGAAGAGAGACCACUUUUUUCUUGGUCACGAGUUUCUCCGCAUGAUCGCUCUCGCGCAGAACACCCCCUCUCGCACCACAGAUCUGCACUUCCCUAUCAAUCCCACGCUUAUAGAAACCCUGAACCUCUUGCCAGCUUUCACAUGCCUCACUACUUUCCAUAUCGAUAUGUCCAUCGGAAGAAACGAUGCACUCCCCACCGGGCACACACAUCUUGCCUUUUUGGAAGAGCUGCACAUUACUUGGCAGCCGCACCAACACGUCAUGAACGUCUUUUCUGCACUGGCUGAGAUCCUCAGCCUCCCCUCUCUUCGAUGUCUCCUUUUGACAUCACAAGCUGCUGGCGGCGCGAGUGUUGAGCCACUGUUGCGUAAAUUUGGACGCAGUCUCCACUUUGUCUCUUUGGUUAGGCCAUACAUAAAGAAUGUCCAUCUUAGGUUUGACUACUCUCCUCCCCCUCCCCCUGCCCCACUAGUGACUCCACUACUUUCCAUGUGUCCAAAUUUACGCCACCUCGCCACAGACACAUUUUCCAAUCCGAAUGCUUAUGCAUGCACACUUGACAUGGGUAGACUUAUGGGUUCCGAUAAAAUUUUUGGAUCCAAGCGAACAGUCAGCUGUUACUCUUGUUCCUCACGAAGAGAGAGUCAAGCUCCCUUCGUUGCGGGGGGUGCGGUUACUCGACCGUUCUUUAUUCCCGUUCACUGGCGUGCGCACGCCGCUCCUCAUACCGCCAGAUAUGGUUGGGAACCCUAUGUCGGACAUAGCCCUAUUCGAGUGCGGGGGGCUUACUCCCGGCUAGCUAUCUCGGGCCAAGGCCGACUGCCAACUUCGUACAAGGGAACGGCUGUUGGGGUAGAGUAUGGGUAG
Molecule: messenger RNA, 1374 nt
Organism: Suillus discolor
Lineage: Eukaryota; Fungi; Basidiomycota; Agaricomycetes; Boletales; Suillaceae
Exons: 5
Coding region: 1-1374 (457 amino acids)
Source: RefSeq, a predicted model, not a curated record